AUGGAUCUAGCAGACAGAAGUGCUCUAGAAGAGAUUCGUACUUUUGUACCUGGUGUAAUUAAAGCCAUUUCUUUGGCGAUAAAGGUUUUAAUAGGGGAGGGUGCAAUGACAUUCCUGGUCCCUGGAAACUUGCCAAUUGGGUGUUCUGCCAAAUAUUUAACCCUAUUCAAGUGCCCGAGCAAAGAGGAUUACGAUGAGAAUGGUUGUAUCAAAUGGCUGAACGAUUUCUCAGUGUACCACAACAAAUUUCUUCAAAAAGAGUUAGCCGUCCUGAGAGAAGAAUACCCAAGUGUCAAAAUUAUUUAUGCUGAUUACUACAAUGUUUCCAUGAAGUUUUACCAGUCUCCUGAAUUAUUAAGAUUUACGAGCGGAGCUCUUAAGGCGUGUUGUGGAGGUAAAGGUCCAUACAGCGUUAACCAAUCUGUUGAAUGCGGAAGUGUUGAUGCAAUAGUUUGUGAGGAUCCGUCAACUUAUGUUAGCUGGGAUGGAGUCCAUUUAACUGAAGUUGCAUACAAAUUUUUAGCUAAUGGUCUGAUGCAGGAAAAUAACCAAUUCUUCUUCCCCGAAAACGAUAUCAUCAUUACUACUACUACCGACGGUAAUCAAGCUCUCUAA
Molecule: messenger RNA, 615 nt
Organism: Papaver somniferum (opium poppy)
Lineage: Eukaryota; Viridiplantae; Streptophyta; Magnoliopsida; Ranunculales; Papaveraceae
Product: GDSL esterase/lipase At2g27360-like
Exons: 4
Coding region: 1-615 (204 amino acids)
Molecular function (GO): hydrolase activity, acting on ester bonds
Source: RefSeq, a predicted model, not a curated record